Messenger RNA from Penicillium nucicola, 648 nucleotides. Its product is annotated as nucleoside deaminase. Gene Ontology annotation, biological process: purine nucleoside catabolic process. NCBI's taxonomy places the organism in Eukaryota, Fungi, Ascomycota, Eurotiomycetes, Eurotiales, Aspergillaceae. The transcript is spliced from 3 exons. Gene Ontology annotation, molecular function: guanosine deaminase activity. The record is from RefSeq and is a predicted model, not a curated record. Bases 1 to 648 code for a protein of 215 amino acids.
AUGCUCUCUCCAAUGCGUGCUCUCGCUCUCGCCACGCUUCUGCCCGCAGUACCAGGAGUUUUACUCGCAGACUCAACCCUAAGCAUCAACGGAAUAACAUACCAAACCCGAGCACACUGGAUGCGCCUCGCGAACGAAGCCUUGAACCAAAUAGCCGAAUCACCGUGCCCAUUCGCAGCCUUCGGAACAGCAAUUGUGAACCACACAGCCUCGGACAAAGGCGAACUGGUUUGUUUAGGAGUCAACGAGAAUGGGAAGACGGGAAAUCCAUCAUUACACGACCCGCAUGGAAAAUACCGCCUGACGGCAGCAGAGGCACAAGAUGCUUUCACUGAUUUGACUUUGUAUACCAAUGCCGAGAGUUGCCCCAUGUGCGCCUCUGCAAUCCGCUGGGCCGGAUUUCGAGAAUACGUAUAUGGAACCUCAAUCGACACUCUCGUCCAGAAAGGAUGGGGACAGAUCCGCAUUUCUUCCAUGGAUGUUUUUGAGGCUUCUUAUGAUUUACCGACUCAAUCGCGGCUGAUGGGCGGGGUUCUUUCAAAUGAGACCGAUCCCUAUUUCCUGUGGCAGUAUGAUCCGUCGUAUCCUUGUCCCAGUGGUUGUUCCAGGAAUGGAGAUGGUUCGAGCUGUACGGUUUCUUCUACUUAG